AUGGGGGUGAACAGCUCUGUGGAAAGGCCGCUUGACCAUGUGAGUGUGGGCAUCGAUGCUGAAGUGAAGCCAGAAAGAGGUUUCUGCUGCUGCCGCUCAGGGGAUCUGGGAGAGACUGAUGUUACGACCGCGUCUGUCAUCCGCCAGGUGGACGAGAGCACAGAGACGCUGGCCGUUGAGAACUUGCUACAUCCUUUCGAGGACACCGUGAGCCAGUCUUCAAGUUCACUUUCGGACUGCUCGCCCGAGGAGUCGUUUACGAAGGUUUCAAUAUCGGGAAGGGGCAGCUGGCAUGCAGAAGGCGGGUCAUACACCAGCUGCGCAGACUUGGCCAAGUCCCUCUGUGAGGGGGAUGCGGUCCUUGUCUGGGGCUCCUGGCUUGCGGAUCUCGCUAGGAGCAAGCGAGGCGCGGUCCUACCCCGGCGGCAGCAGCUACCUCCGGAGGCAAUCUGCAACGCAGCCGAUGUCGGUGGAGGAAUCCCGCUCUUGGCAGUGUCUUACUGCUGGGCGACCGCGGCUCACGCCGACCCAGAGGGGCAGCAGCUUCGCAUCCUGGGCCAGCUGCUGGACCUCUGGCUCUCAGCAAACAGCGCGCAUCAGUCGCAGAGCCUCCACAGCCCGGCCACUUGCAGCCAGGACGAAGCUCUUCGAGACGAGGAGAGCAAACGACUGCAAGCGACGACUUCCAGCCUGCAAAGGAAAGACUGCGCUGUGCUCCUGGAUUGGUGCAGCUGCUACCAGGAGCCUCGAUUUGCGGAUGAAAGACGUUCGGCUGAGCGUUUCCUGCAGCAGGUUGGCCGAUGGUUCGCGCACGAACACACGAUGGUGUGGAUGCUGACGAACUCCCCAAUCGGAGCGGAGCCAUACAGUUUGCGCGGUUGGCCGACGUUUGAGCGAGCGGUCAGCCUCUUGCCAGCUGGCAACAAGAACGUCCUGGACAUAGGCCGACUGUCCUUAGAAACACUCCGAGUGCUGGAUUGGCCUUCCGUCCUCCAGACUUGCCAGGCAAAGAGACCGCCACCUAUGACGCCUCUAGAGUUUCAGGCGCAGCUGAAGAGAAAGCACGUCUCGUGGAGCCUCGACCGGGAUCUUCUCGAAGCUCUCUACCAGGAGGUUUACGAGGAUCUGAUCGCCGGAGCCGUUGAGAUGCCUUUGGCACGCCUGGAUUGGGGAGACGUGGAGAUGGGCCAGCUGUACGGCACGCUCUCCAGCUGUACCCAGCUGCAACGCUUAGACCUGGCCCGGAAUCAUAUCGGAGAUGCUGGCGCCGAGAAGCUGGCGGAGACCAUGUUGAACAGCCCGCGCCUCCUUCAGUCGCUGGUUUUCUUGGACCUGUCGGACAAUGAGAUCGGCGAUCUGGGCCUUUGUAGCCUGGCUGGAGCACUCCCCAGCCUGGCAGACAUACAGUCGCUGGAUCUGGACCGUAACUUCAUUGGAGAUCUGGGUGUUUGCGGCCUGGCCACUGCACUCCCCCGCACAGGUUUGAGGCGGCUCGUCCUUCGCGGGAAUGAGAUUGGUGACGGUGGUGCUGGAGAGUUGGCGCUUGCCAUGCCUCGCUGCAGCAACCUGCAGCUGGUGGACUUGAGCGAAAACGAGGUCAGUGACAUUGGCGCCGAGCGCUUUGCUGCUGCUUUACCAAAGUGUGAUAAGCUGCAGAGGUUUGACCUUGCCCGGAAUCGUGUCGGAGAUCGUGGAGCAUUGAGCCUUGCCACAGCACUGCCCAAGUGCAAGCUUGAGGCUUUCGGCUUGGGCGGGCACGAAGUCGGCGAAAUCCUCGGUGGAGGGCGCAUCGGUGACGGGGGUGCAGGGCUGCUAGCAUCAGCUUUGCUGCGUUGCGAACGGCUUUGCAAGCUGGAUUUGAGCGAGAAUCAAAUCGGCGAUGGUGGCACGGCGCAGUUAGCUGCUGCGAUGCCACACUGCGGUCAGCUUGCUGAGCUUGACCUCUACCGGAACUGCAUUGCUGACCCGGGCGUCGGGAGGCUUGCAGAGGCAGUGCCCCAAUGUGGCCAUCUCGACUGGCUUCGCCUACUCGAGAAUCCCGUCGGUGCCAAAGGGGCACGACGACUUGCAGAAGCCUGGGAGGCGGCGGGAAAGCCGAAAGGGCGUUUGCUGUGCCAACCAGGAGAGAAAAAUAGAGGCUUGGCUGGAUACGCUGGCUGGGCAAGUUGGGGUAGUCCUGUGGCUCCCGGCGAGGGUCCACAAGUUUUACACCAAGGAGCUGCGCAAGAGUCCAAAUCCUCCUCGCGCACAUCAUUGUGA
Molecule: messenger RNA, 2259 nt
Organism: Symbiodinium natans
Lineage: Eukaryota; Dinophyceae; Suessiales; Symbiodiniaceae
Source: the annotation of a GenBank genome assembly